This is a messenger RNA of Abrus precatorius (Indian licorice), 1435 nucleotides long. RefSeq lists its product as uncharacterized. The transcript has 4 exons. The coding region runs from base 44 to 769 and encodes 241 amino acids. The record is from RefSeq and is a predicted model, not a curated record. Lineage: Eukaryota; Viridiplantae; Streptophyta; Magnoliopsida; Fabales; Fabaceae.
GAAGCAACUGAGGUCUGAGGUAAGAGAAGAGAAGAGAAGAGAAAUGAAGGUAGCUCCCAUGGUAGUGUUGAUGUUCAGAGACACAGAGGGCUUCGCCUCCGCUAUCUCUGAAGCUCUCCACCCUGACCCUUCUUCCUCCUUUACCCGCCUAGAAGACUCCUUUGAUCUUUCCUUGGAGGGUUAUGGAAUCAAGCACAUCAAAGCAUCUGCCACCGUUUCUCACUUCGUCGAUAAUCAGGGCACUUAUAAGGUGUCAAUUGUGGUUAUGCAACAUUAUGAGCCACCAGUACUAGCUUGUGCUCUUAAUGAGGUCCUUAAUAAUAUUGCUGGAGAUAAAUCAUCCUUGAUGCCAACUCUUUUGGUACCAUUUUUGGUGGAAUCAUCCAAGGUUAAAGGGCAGAGUAAAUCCCUAAGAUCAGAUGAAAGCAAACCUUUAAUUUUUGGCAUUCGGAUCGGUGAAAAUACAGACAUAAUGCAGGCCUUACUCAACAAAACCCACGAGCCACCGCCUUCGUUGCAGAUUCAGCUUGAAACUUUUGCAUGUUUUCUUCACUUUGUUCGAGUAAUGAAGUUACCAACCUUUUUUCUAAUUGGACAAACUAGUCAAUAUAUGGAAAACAACUCCACUAAACCGCAUGAGGUAAUUCAUGUAAUAGGUGAGAUUUUGGCUAGCACUACAGGUCUGCAGUUUUCAAAAGAAAGGGUGGUGUGGAAUCCCAAAAAGACCUCAGGGGAAAGCAAGGAGCCGUGGCGCGCAUUAUAUGGUUGAAUCACGAGUUAUUUACAUGCUAACAUGGAACCGGUAUUUUCAUGGAUCUGAUUCUCAGAACCAUUGGUGUUUGUGCAUGAAUUGUUUCCUUAAACAUUAUUAUAACCCCCACCUAUUUUCUCUAUACUUCCUUGAAGUAUCUAUUGAGAUAUCAAGUCCCAUGGUGGGUCAAUAACAAAUUAAAGGCUAUAUAAACAAGAAAGUUUCAAUUUAAAAUUGCCUAAAACGUUUUGUACAAAGGAGACCACUCAAACUUUUGCUCAAGUUCUCUCCAUCAAUAUUGGAUCUGGCUCAUAUUUUAAUAUCCCAGUAGUAUCUUAGUAUCUUGCAAUUUGUGUGUUAGUGGGAUGAAUGCUGCCAUAGCAUGUAACUGCAUGUCCUUUGUAUACUUGUGGGUUUUAUUUGCAUUUACCUGUCCAAAGGCUUAGCUUCGUAGGUUUAACCAAGUCAUCCACCACAUUGUAUACUACUCACCAGUGUCUUGACUCCUCUACAACUGUUGAUGGUAUAUAAAGAUGAGGAUAGCGAGUUUUUGAAUUGUGCUUCUGCAAUUGAAACACUUCAACGAUGAAACUAGUUUAUAAUGUCUAUGUUUUAGUAAUGCGAGGUCCUCCAAAAAAAUAUUCUAUUGUAAUUAUGAGUGCUUAGUAUUAUUUGGAGUGUCUU